AUGAAACAGAAAAUGAUUCUGAAUCUUGUGAUUGUUAUACAAAUGGCUGAGAAUACUUUGUUCAUAAUUGACUGUAUUUACUCGAUAAUUUAUUAACAUUACGAAGUAGUUCAAUUAUAAUAUGAAAGUAUGUUGCCAUGGGAACCUUAUGUGUAUUAAUGAUCAUAUUUUUGCUUUUCUUAUUAGGAAAUACUAAAAGUAAUAUUUGUGAUUGUUAAAUGUAGUGACUAUAUUUAACAAUGAGAAUCUAAUUGUUUAAAAUACAUGUAUAAAUUGUGAAAGUGUAGUCAAUGAUUUCAAAUGCAAAAAUUGUAAAAUUUGUAUGAAUUGCAUUGGUAAAUUUCACUCAAAUUACUUGAAUAAAUGUUUAGAUAAAAAUUAGUUAUAGUAUUGAAUACUAAAUAAUAAAAAGAUAUAUUUUCAAGAACAUAUCGUUACUGAUACUUAAAUGUUUAUUGUGUAUGUUUGUAAGAACAUUUGCCAUAAUUUCAUAUUUGAGAGAUGACACAAAUCUAUUUAUUGUAAUGAAUUUUCAAUAUAAGGUGUUCUAUAUAAGUUUAUCUGGUGGUGUAUUAUUAGAUUUAACUGUUUCUAUAUUUCUAAUAGUAAUUCACCUAUAAUUAUCAAAAGAAUAAUAGAAAAUUUCAAAUUUCGAUAAAAAAAGUGAGGAUGCUACUGAUAUUAAAGUUCAAUCAAUAAUAUUGAGUAAUGGUAGUCCUAAAUUGAAUAAGUAAAUGAAAAUAUUGGAAUUCUUGGAAAAGAAAUUAAGUCAUAGAAAUAAUUUUGUUAAUGGAAGAAAAAUAUAUGAAACUGAACCUAUGCCUAUAAUGUUUGAAGAAAAUGAAGAAAACUUAGUUCAAUCUUAAAUGUAAUAGCUAAAUAGAUUUGUACCAUAGACAUUGAGUAAUAUAAUUAAAUAAUAAUGAGUUCAUAUCGUAAAAAUUGCUCUAAAUCAGAAAUCUCUGUUAAUGACACUUCCAACAAUAAUAUUGUUCCAGUAUUACAAUAAAUCAAUUCCCUAAAUUCUUAACCUAUCAUGUAAGUUCGAAGACCUAGUGAUAUCAAUAGUUCUCUUACUCCUUUCGACUCUCCAUAUAGUAUUAGAACUUCCAUUAAAUUAGAAUAGGCACUCAUAAUAUGUAGAAAUCACCACUUUGUACAUCAGUAGCAUUAGAUGGUAGAGCAACACCAUUAAAUCUUAUUAAUGAAGAAUCAAGUGUGAAUGAAUAAUCAGAUAAUAAAGUGUUUGAGAGUCUAAUAAAAUAGAAACCACCUCCAAAUAUUCUUAUCAGAGAACCAGUUCAUUGGAGUUAGAUAUUUACACAUCCAGGUACAUUAAAAGAAGAUGAUUUAUUUAAUAAGUUUGGAUUAUAUUUGGGAGAUAAUACUCAUAAACAAGAAAACAUUAUAUAAGAUAUCUAAGUAAAUGUUAAACCAAUUAUAAUUAUUAUUCAAGUAGUCUUAUACUUCUAUUAUUUAUAUUCAUUUCCACUUCUUUUAUAUGGGAUAGCUUAUUCUGAUUAUGAAUUAACAUAUCAGUUACAUACAUAACUUCCAUUAUUAUUUUUAAACUUCAUAUUAUUUAGUUUAAACACUUAAAAAACUGCUUAGUUUAUUGAUUACCUACCAUUGACUACUAUUAUUCCCUUUAUUUGCGCUUUAAUCGAUAUAAAGUAUUCUUAUCUAUCAUCUUAGUCAACAAAUUAUUUUCAUGCAAAUCUUACACAUUGUUACAUUCAUUAAGUUCUAUUAAAUAUUCAAACAAUUACUAAAAAUAUCUAUAUGUUUAAGAAUUUACUCAAUAUAUUUCUUUACUAUAAGAUUAUCAUAAAUUCACUUUUUUUAAAUAAUAUGUGGAUUUCUUAUUGUAAUUACUCAAAUCAAUUUAUAAUAAUUGAAAUUAGAUGAAUUUUAUUAAAAUUAGUGUAGUUUGAUCAAUAUUCUACUUAUAACAAAUAAUCAAUCUUUUCUUAUAUAUCCAAUCAAAAUUAUGGUCAUCAUUUUCAUUAUCUAUUAAUUCACUAUUAUUAGUGAUUACAUUAACUAUUUAUAUAGAAAUUAAACUACUUUGAUUUAAGGAUUAAUAGAACUAUCUAAAAUUAUCCAUUAAUUACCAUUUGAUCUUAAAUAUGAAUGUUUAUCAAUAUCUAAUAAAUAAAUUUUAUCAAGAUUGGAAACAAGAAAUCUUAUAGAUUAUGAUAAACUUCCAAAUCAAUUAUCAAAUAAAUUAUUGAAUGCAUAAUAUUCUAAUCUAUUAAAUAAUAUACCAUUAUUAGAAUAGUGUCUAAGUUAAUCAUCAAUCUCAAAUAUUUUAAUGAAUGCUACAAAAGAAAGAAUAUUAGAACCUAAUGAAAUUCUUAUUGAAGCAAAACAACAAAAUAAAUGUUUAUAUUUUAUUUUAUCUGGAAAAGUUAAAUGUUAUUAACAAAGAGAAAACACAUAAUUCUCAAUAUCUAUUAAUGAAAAUGGAAUAUAUAAUUAAUAAGAUUUCUUUCUAGGAUAAUAAUCUGAAUUUGGUGUUUAAUGUAUAACUUGUUGUAAGAUAUUGGAAAUCAAUUCAGAAUAAUUUUGGAAAGAGGUCAAAAAAAGUAUCACUGAACUUGAAAAAAUUAAGAUGUGUUUAGAUAGAGUUUAAUUCAAUUAGGAAUUUUAAUUAAUUGCUCUUUCUUGUUAAAUUUGCAAAGGAAAUCAUCUAAUUAACAAUUGCAAGAAAGUUCAUUAUGUCCCUUCUAGAUAAAUAUUAAUGGACUUUAUUUAUUUUGAUGAGAUUAACAAAAGAUUAAAGUUUUAAAGAGUAAAUCAUUUUAUUUAAUAUAGAAUAAUCAUACAAGAAAGUUUAGAUGUAUGAAAAAUACCAACAUGAUAGAAUAAAUUGUCUGUAAUGUUAGACAUCUCAUGUUAAUUUCUUCUGAGACUUUCAAACCCCCAAAGACUAUAACUAGUUUAGGAAUGUAAUCUGAAUAAUAACAUACUGAACAUUCUGAUGAAGAUGAACACAAUAAAAUGUCUUAAUAUGUACAAAAUUUGAGUCCUGUUUAAUAUGUACCUUAAGUGGGCAGUAGUGCUAGUUCUUAUGUCUUAAAAGAAGUAAAAUAAGCAUAACAAUUAAAAUCACCUAAAGAUAGUGUUAUGGUGCAUUAAAAAAGAUAUCAAGAAAAGAGAUAAUCUCAUGUUACCAAAAUAGAAAAAGGUAUAUAAUUUUAUUAUGUUAGAUUUAAGUCCAUCAAUAAUAAAAUAUGCUACAAUUUAAGAUAAAAAGAGUUAAAAAUCAAGAUCAAUAAUAAGUGAAGAUCAUGGUAAUGGGAUAUUGCCAGGAUCAGAUCAUAGAUAAUUUUCUAAAUAUGGCAUAUAAUCAUCUAAAUUUACCAAUGAAACAGCAAAACAGUUUUUGAGUAACCCAUUUGAUAUGCCAUUAUAUGAUCUAAAUUAAUCAAUAGAUAAAAAUCAUAGCUAUAGUGAGUAUUAUCCUAGAAAUAAUAUAGACUUGGUAUUUGCUUAUACUAUUAUAAGGCUAUUCUCUCUUAUAAAUAAUAUCAAGACAGUAUAAUAUCAAAUAAGAGUAACUAAAAAACUUGA
This is a messenger RNA of Paramecium pentaurelia, 3576 nucleotides long. The record is from the annotation of a GenBank genome assembly. NCBI's taxonomy places the organism in Eukaryota, Ciliophora, Oligohymenophorea, Peniculida, Parameciidae.